AUGGAGAUCUCACGAGGACCCCCUAGGGUCAAAAACAAGGCCGCUGCGCCUAUUCAGAUCUCUGCCGAACAACUAUUGCGAGAGGCUGUUGACCGACAGGAGGAGGGCGUUCAAGCUCCGACGCAGCGCUUCGAAGAUCUGGAGGAACUACACGAAUACCAAGGUCGGAAGAGGAAGGAAUUCGAGGACUAUGUUCGGCGCAACCGAAUUAAUAUGAAUAAUUGGAUGCGUUAUGCACAAUGGGAAUUGGAACAGAAGGAAUUUCGCAGAGCGCGAUCGAUUUUCGAACGAGCUUUAGAUGUCGAUUCUACCUCCGUCGUAUUAUGGAUUCGUUACAUUGAAGCGGAGAUGAAGACGAGAAAUAUCAACCAUGCUCGAAAUUUGCUUGAUAGAGCGGUGACGAUCUUACCACGAGUCGAUAAGCUAUGGUACAAAUAUGUUUAUAUGGAGGAGACUCUUGGAAAUAUUCCAGGUACACGCCAAGUGUUUGAACGAUGGAUGUCAUGGGAACCAGACGAGGGUGCAUGGAGUGCAUACAUCAAACUCGAGAAGCGGUAUAAUGAAUUCGACCGCGCCAGAGCUAUUUUCCAGAGGUUUACCAUCGUCCACCCAGAGCCAAGAAACUGGAUCAAAUGGGCACGUUUUGAGGAAGAAUACGGAACGAGCGACCUAGUCCGGGAAGUCUAUGGACUUGCGAUUGAGACCCUUGGUGACGAUUUCAUGGAUGAGAAGAUUUUUGUUUCGUACGCCAAAUUCGAAGCGAAGCUAAAGGAAUACGAACGGGCUCGUGCCAUCUAUAAAUUCGCACUUGAUCGACUACCGCGCUCCAAGUCAGUUACUUUACAUCAGGCAUAUACGACAUUUGAAAAGCAGUUUGGUGAUCGCGAAGGUGUUGAGGAUGUUAUCUUGAACAAACGUCGUGUUCAGUAUGAGGAACAAAUCAAGGAAAACCCUCGCAACUACGACGUAUGGUUUGACUUUGCUCGGUUGGAAGAGACUUCAGGAGAUGCGGAUCGCAUCAGGGAUGUAUAUGAAAGAGCAAUUGCUCAGAUACCACCUUCUCAGGAGAAGCGCCACUGGCGGAGAUACAUAUAUCUAUGGAUAUUCUACGCCUUAUGGGAAGAGAUGGAGAGCAAGGAUAUCGGCCGCGCCAGACAAAUCUAUCAAGAAUGUCUGAAGCUGAUACCACACAAGAAGUUUACCUUUGCCAAAAUCUGGCUCAUGAAAGCUCAGUUUGAGAUACGUCAAAUGGAACUUCAAGCAGCCCGAAAAACACUUGGACAAGCAAUUGGCAUGUGUCCUAAAGACAAGCUGUUCCGUGGUUAUAUUGAUUUGGAACGCCAAUUAUUCGAAUUUAACAGAUGCCGAACUCUGUAUGAGAAACAAAUCGAAUGGAAUGCAGCGAACAGUCAGGCUUGGAUCAAAUUUGCCGAGCUUGAACGGGGCUUGGAAGAUCUGGAACGAGCGCGGGCGAUUUUCGAAUUAGGCAUCGAACAACCAACACUUGACAUGCCAGAGUUGGUCUGGAAAGCGUAUAUUGAUUUCGAGGAAUACGAAGGAGAAUAUGACCGGACGCGUGACUUAUAUGAGAGGUUACUGCAGAAGACGGAUCACGUCAAGGUCUGGAUCAAUUAUGCCAAAUUCGAAAUCAACAUUCCAGAAGGCGAAGAGGAAGAGGAGGAGGAGGAGGAACGGCCAGUCAGCGAGGAAGCGAAACGACGGGCUCGCAAGAUCUUUGAACGCGCCAACAAGGUGAUGAAGGAUAAGGAUCUCAAGGAAGAGAGGGUGGAUCUCCUAAAUGCAUGGAAGGCAUUCGAACAAGCCCAUGGGUCCGCCGAAGAUCUUGCAGCGAUCGAAAAGCAGAUGCCACGGCGGGUCAAGAAGCGUCGCAAGUUGGACGACGACCGUUACGAGGAAUACAUGGACUAUGUUUUCCCAGCAGACGAUGCAUCGGCAGCCAAUUUGUCUCGGCUGUUACAACGUGCCCACGCCUGGAAACAACAGCAACAGGGACAAAGCUGA
Talaromyces marneffei is the source of this 2022-nucleotide messenger RNA. RefSeq lists its product as uncharacterized. The coding region runs from base 1 to 2022 and encodes 673 amino acids. NCBI's taxonomy places the organism in Eukaryota, Fungi, Ascomycota, Eurotiomycetes, Eurotiales, Trichocomaceae. The record is from RefSeq and is a predicted model, not a curated record. Gene Ontology annotation, cellular component: post-mRNA release spliceosomal complex; precatalytic spliceosome; U2-type catalytic step 2 spliceosome. Gene Ontology annotation, molecular function: protein binding. Gene Ontology annotation, biological process: spliceosomal complex assembly; mRNA splicing, via spliceosome. The transcript is spliced from 2 exons.